AUGGUUAGGGCAUCGUCUAUGUUAAAAAACUGUAGCUACAGGUACAUACAUUCCAUUCAUAGAUGUUUACUGAACGAAGCAAAGUUAAAGGAUGGAAAAACUUACAAUGCAGGAAAACCCUCAAACGAAAUGAUGCUUGAAGAAGCUCUUAAAGAGGAACGUAAAGUGUUUGAUGAAUCGUUUGAAGCUGGAGCAAGAGCUGAAAGCAUGAGACAUACUAAUGCUAGCAAAAUAAUUGAUAAGUAUUAUAACGGCCUGUACGAUAAUUCCAAGGGAACUAGCGUGAAGAAGGAAAAAAUUGUCUUUAAUCAUAGUCAAAAAGCUCAUAGAAAGCUUCCAAACAAAGAUCAUGAGUUUCUCAAGGAAACUGCAGGUAAUGAUUACGUGUAUCAGGGGACUGAGCCUUCUACAGUUGGCGCUAGAGCCAUAAGUGAGCAAACAAGAACUUUACUGGAACAGAUAUUUGAUAAAGAUAAUGAUGUUAGUAAAAAGAAUCAGAAAUCAUUGGAUUUCGAUCAAUACAAAGAUGUUACAGCUGAAGCUAUAAAGGAACCAGUUGCACAUUUAAACCUAAAGUUUAGUGAGGAAGUGAUGCAGGAGAUUGGUAAUAAAAUCCGCUACCAAGCUACACUAGAUCAAGUCUUGGAACCUCAUGUCGACCAUUUGAGAGGAGUUGUUAAAAAUGACUACGAUCUUUUAAAAUAUUUGGAGCAAUUGCUGGAAGCAUACAAGAACAGGGACAAGGAUCUGGAAUUAAAGAUGAAUGCUAAAUCUUUGAACAUUUUUGAGGAUAUUAGAUGUUCCUGUAUAAACAAACCCACUGAGCUACCGAAACCAUAUACGAUAACUUUACCAUAUAUCAUAUGCAAAUUGCUUACAUUAGCUGACUUUGAUUUUCCAGCGGACAGAAAAUACACGUUGAUAUCCCAUGUUUAUAACGAGUGCAAAAACAACAUGGAUGUUUCAUUAUAUUUGACCAUUUGCAACGUCGACUUCUACAAUUUAUUAAUUCAAUUAUUGUGGGAAAAUUUCCAAGAAAUUCGGUAUUUGAAGCGUGUGGUCACCGAGAUGAGCGUGAAUGGUGUCAUUGGAAAUAUCGAAACUGUGGAUAUACUAGAUAAAAUUGUUAAAGAAAUGAGAGGCUUGAAUGAAGAUAUACUCCUAGAAACGGAGGCAUUGUAUGAUACAGAUGGGGAUGUUGUGUCGGGAAACAAUACAAUUGUGAAUGUGGGUGUAUUAUGGAAUAAAGACACGAACGGCGAUUUACUAUAUAUUGAAAACUAUUUGAAAAGCCUCAAAAAAAAUCUGACUAGGGAUAGAUAG
Messenger RNA from Saccharomyces kudriavzevii IFO 1802, 1323 nucleotides. RefSeq names its product Mtf2p (gene MTF2). Lineage: Eukaryota; Fungi; Ascomycota; Saccharomycetes; Saccharomycetales; Saccharomycetaceae. The record is from RefSeq and is a predicted model, not a curated record. Bases 1 to 1323 code for a protein of 440 amino acids. Gene Ontology annotation, cellular component: mitochondrion. The transcript has a single exon.